UGUAUUGAGAUUUAGUAAUCUUGCUUACUUUUUCCUAAAAAGUGUGCUUUCUGGACAUUAUUAGUGCCGAUCUUACCUAAAAUGAUCAGUGAUCAAUACGUGGCUAACACAUAUCAAGUUUAGUUAACGAACUUUUACAAUUAUGGUGCAAAUGGAGACCUCGAAGAACACUAGCAAAACUAGUUCACUCAAGGCUCUAAUAUUAAAAGCCUGGCGAGAACGAUGGACUGACAUUCAAUGGGGAAUAAACAUCAAGACCAUCAUACCUCGAGGAGUCAGCGGUGAUCUCUACAACCUGGCGGAUUGUAUUCUCCAGCAAGCCAUGGUCGGAUGUGGAGCAAACCAGUUAGUAAUAUCUUAUCUUAAACAUUCUUUGGCAUCGCACAUAGUUUCGUAUGCGGCAGUGCUACAGAGAAUAUCCAAGUUCGACGCAUUUCACAAACCUCACUGCAUUUUGAGCCUUUUGGAGUUUCUGGAAAGCUUCUUGGACAGUAUAACCUGCCGGGGGAAACUGGAGGAAGAAGUAAUAGCCACAGCUGUCUCAUCCAUAAUACUGUGGCUUUUGCAAGUCUAUCACUAUUCUCUGAGUAAAUAUCCAUCAUCAAAUACCAUUCAAAGUCAAGAACUUCUAGAAAAGUCAACAACUCUUCUCAGUUCUAUAGUAAGUACUGAUUAUUUAGUAGCUAUGUUUUAUCUAGCUAAACAAAACAACCCCGAUGAAUACAACGAAGUAACCAAGAAGUGCCAAGAGAUUACAGCCUUUAUGAUGAUGAACACACAGUUCAAAGCUCCAGUGGCGAUACAUGAGACUUUACAGAAGGUUUGUAAUAUGGAUAUUGACAAAAUAGCACCACUGAAUAUCAAGCCCGAACCUGUCACUCAUUGUUUGCAAGUGUUAGUUGCUAUAAACAUUUUGGCAAACCCUAGUGCUGACAUGCAACAGCUAUCAACACAACUGCUUAUGAUAAAGAGGAUCAAGGGAUAUUCUCUGGGCAGACUCUUUUGUGAGCUAAUCCGAGCUUGCUUCAUUUCUUUGAAUGAUUCCAGUAAAGAUGCAUCUAAACAAGCACUUUGGGCGGCAUUCACAUUUCUUAAAGUGCCACAAGUUAUAAGUUACCUGCACAGCACAUGUGGCACCAGCAACAAAGAAGAUUACUCUGCAGAAACUGUUGAAGCCUUUGAGAAACUACUGCAGUCAACUCCGCUAUUGGAUAUAGUUGACACUAAAAACUCUUGUAACAGCAUUGUGUCCUUAUUGGAACCCUUAGUCAAACUUAAUGUAGUGACUGAGCAACACCUGUCCUACUUCAGCCAAAAAAGAGAAAGCAAAGACGUAAAGUUGCAAAAAUUAGAACCCACUGGCCUACAGGGAUCUGUGCCUUCAUUCAUUACACGGGCAGAACCUACUCUAGCUGGGAUAUUAAAGACAAUGUCUGGAGAUUUCCACAAAAUGCAAGAGCAACUGUAUGCCAUGCUGUGCCAGAUAGUAGGUGGAACUUCUUUAACAACAAUCUUGGCUGUUGCAGCAGUUGAAGGGAAGUUAAAGUUGUUUGUGUCAAGACUUAUCAGGUUUAAUGAAUUUGCUUUACAUGCAGCAAGCGAGAAAGGUGCUUCUCAGUCCAAGGUCUAUAUUUUUGACAUUUCAUUUUUAAUUCUAUGUUCGAUUGUGCAAGACUAUGGUGUUGAUGCAGUUUUAGAAGACAAUGGAGACUCUUUCUUUGAACAGUGGGUCAGAGAAUGUAUGCCACAAAAAGGAGUCCACAAGUCACCUGAUCAAAUUGUGCAAAAAUGUGAUCCAUCCAUAGUAGACAUUUUUAUUCACCACUUAAGUGCACCUGACUUUGAUUUCAAAAAUACCAAUUUGAAACCUCAUGAGCUCUGCAUGAAUGUGAGUCGAACUGUGAAAGAAGUAUUAUUUGCUUGGGAGCAAGGUUCAUUAUCUGCUGUAGAUGUUAAGAGAAUGUUGGAUUCUUUAAGACAGAAAAUGGCGUCACUAGCCGUAUGUGCUACUGUUUGGCUGUGUGCCUAUAUUGAUGUUGUUAUCCAAGAUGCUUUCUUGAAGCCAAUAAACAUGAUACAGCAGUUAUUGACACCACCAAGUGAGGUAGAAUUGGCCCAAAUUGAUAACUUUAAAGAGCGUGCUAUUCUAAUGUGCCAAAUUAUCCGAAAAAUGCAGUAUGACAUUCAUCCUCCAUCUGCACCAAAGAACAAAAAUGUGACUCUUCCUCAUACAAUUAUUUCACGGCAGCCAAUUUUAGAGCAAUUGCAAUCAGCCUGGGAGGACGUAAAAACGAGAGGCUAUUUGCAUAUUGAUGCCACACACAUUAUAGAAAGCCUUCUGAAUACUGCAGGACCUGUGUGGUUUGUUACGAAUCUUGUGAAAGAAACUUUGAAAUUUAGAUACCAGGAAGACCUUGAUAGGUCUGUGGAUAUAGUUCUUGCCAUGUUCCAUUUAGACAUUGAAAAGUGUACAGAAGCUAUGCUUUUACAUGUCUUACCACAGUAUUUAUACAAUGCAAAGUUAUCUGAAGAACUAGUGGAGCCUCAAUCUGCCACAUUAGCCAAAUUGGCAGUGUACUGUGUCUUUGCUGCACUUGAACAGAGCAGCUCAAACAAGGCUCAGAAUACUAGAAAACGCCGUCAUGAGGAUGCUGAUGAUAUGGAUGCAAUGGUCUCCUCAAGUAAAGUUCGGAGACUGAAUGAUAAUAGUACGGAUAGUUCCGUGUAUUAUAAUAUGCAGGGACAGAGUGUGCCUGGGAUGAAUAUGAGAGAACCAUUAGCAUCUGCUUUAGAAACUUUGUAUAAAUCAUUCUCGCAACUGGCUGGAAAAAAUGGCGAUGUCACUCCUCAGACACAAUUUAUACUCGAGUUUUUGGUGUAUGUCGUGCAGUGUGGUCAAGACAGAGCACAAGUGGUAUUGCAGAAAAUGCCUAGUGAACUAGUUCCAACACUUAUAAAGGCUCUUCCGGAUACUUUUAACAUAAAUUUGAUUUUGAGAUUACAUGAUUUGUCUACUCCUUAUGGCAGAAAAGAUACUGCCAGAGACUUAUGUCUGCUCAGAAAUAUGAGACUGAGGCCUGAGUAAAUGUUGUAUGUAACUUUAAAGGUAUUCAUUGGUGUUGGAUUAAAAUGUAUGUUAAUGAAUAUUUGUAAUAGAGGGUAAGAAAAUAAAACUUUUUAAAAUGUAAAAUCUUUACUUUUUCAAACUCAAUUCAACAAUGUGGCAAUUAAAAUUAAAACUAGUUUUUCAAUACUUUUUACAAUAUCUUACGGAAGACUGACAUUUCUUCUUAUAAUAAUAUAUACCAUCAAACUUCCUAUUU
This is a messenger RNA of Cydia amplana, 3323 nucleotides long. It is a transcript of the gene MED24, whose product is annotated as mediator of RNA polymerase II transcription subunit 24. The record is from RefSeq and is a predicted model, not a curated record. The transcript has a single exon. NCBI's taxonomy places the organism in Eukaryota, Metazoa, Arthropoda, Insecta, Lepidoptera, Tortricidae. Gene Ontology annotation, cellular component: mediator complex. Gene Ontology annotation, molecular function: transcription coregulator activity. The coding region runs from base 143 to 3085 and encodes 980 amino acids.